This is a messenger RNA of Piliocolobus tephrosceles (Ugandan red Colobus), 5851 nucleotides long. It is a transcript of the gene PALLD, whose product is annotated as palladin, cytoskeletal associated protein. The record is from RefSeq and is a predicted model, not a curated record. Gene Ontology annotation, biological process: actin cytoskeleton organization; cell migration. Gene Ontology annotation, molecular function: protein kinase activity. The coding region runs from base 223 to 3594 and encodes 1123 amino acids. NCBI's taxonomy places the organism in Eukaryota, Metazoa, Chordata, Mammalia, Primates, Cercopithecidae. The transcript is spliced from 23 exons.
ACAGUUGCCUCAGAGUGACUACGGACCAGGCAGUCUUUAAUGAACAGGCAAGGCCACAACCUCCAUUCUCCCAGAAAAGAAGAAAUGCUCAUCUGAAAUUCAUCACCUCUCUGGAGUCUUCAAACUGACCAAGCACUGAAAAGAACACAUAAGAAAACAGUUGCCGUUGCCUCUGGUCUUCCUAUUGAAAGCAGACACAGAGUGCAUGAAGACCGUUCAACUAUGUCAGGGACCUCCUCCCGUGAGUCCUUCUAUGACUCCCUCUCAGACAUGCAGGAAGAAAGCAAGAAUGCUGACUUCUUCCCAGGCCUUUCUGCUUUCCUCAGCCAGGAAGAGAUCAACAAGAGUCUUGACCUGGCCCGGAGAGCCAUAGCCGACUCCGAAACAGAAGAUUUUGACUCGGAAAAGGAGAUCUCGCAGAUUUUCAAUACUUCCCCUGCAAGCUUCCAUGAAAACCCUUCCCAUAAGACCAAAUUGGGUGAACACACCUCAGGGAGACCUCAGGAUAACAGGUCAACACCUGUCCAGCCUCUGGCAGAAGAACAAACUAAGAUUAUUUCUUCACCUGUUUCAAAGAGGAAACCUGCCAUGUCACCCCUGCUCACCAGGCCCAGCUACAUCCGGAACCUCCGAAAGGCUGAAAAGCGUGGUGCAAAAGCUCCCAACACAAACAUAAAGCCGAAAACACCACAUCAAGGAAAGGCUGGCCCCCAGAGCCAGCUGUGUGACAAGGCGGCUAAUUUAAUUGAGGAGCUGACAUCCAUAUUUAGAGAAGCUGCAAAGCCAAGAAACAGAAGCCCAAAUGGGGAGUCCUCGUCACCAGACAGUGGGUACCUGUCUCCUAAAACUCAGCCGUCAGCCCUGCUGAGUGCCUCAGCCAGCCAGAGCCCUAUGGAAGACCAAGGGGAGACAGAAAGAGAGGUUAAGUCCCCUGGGGCCAGGCAUUGCUACCAGGCCAACCAGGACCUGGCAGUGCCACGCAACCGCAAGUCUCACCCACAGCCCCACAGUGCCCUCCACUUCCCAGCUGCACCUCGAUUCAUCCAAAAGCUGAGGAGCCAGGAAGUAGCAGAAGGGAGCCGAGUUUAUCUGGAGUGUAGAGUCACUGGAAACCCCACUCCUCGAGUCAGAUGGUUCUGUGAAGGGAAAGAACUGCACAACACUCCUGAUAUUCAAAUCCACUGUGAGGGUGGGGACCUCCAUACCCUGAUCAUAGCAGAGGCCUUUGAGGACGACACAGGUCGCUACACCUGUCUGGCUACGAAUCCCAGCGGCUCAGACACAACAUCUGCUGAGGUGUUCAUUGAAGGUGCCAGUUCAACAGAUUCCGACAGUGAAAGUUUAGCUUUCAAAUCAAAAGCUGGAGCUAUGCCACAAGCUCAAAAGAAAACAACUUCUGUUUCCUUGACAAUAGGAUCAUCAUCUCCAAAGACAGGGGUGACCACAGCUGUGAUUCAACCAUUAUCUGUCCCUGUGCAACAGGUUCACAGUCCAACUUCGUAUCUCUGCCGACCUGAUGGAGCCACCACUGCCUACUUUCCUCCUGUUUUUACAAAGGAACUUCAAAACACAGCUGUGGCGGAAGGCCAGGUGGUGGUUCUGGAGUGCCGGGUCCGAGGGGCACCCCCUCUGCAGGUCCAGUGGUUUCGGCAAGGGAGUGAAAUCCAAGACUCUCCAGAUUUCCGAAUUCUACAGAAAAAACCUAGAUCUACAGCUGAACCUGAGGAGAUUUGCACCCUAGUUAUCGCUGAGACUUUCCCUGAAGAUGCAGGGAUCUUUACAUGUUCAGCAAGAAAUGAUUACGGAUCAGCAACUAGCACUGCCCAGCUGGUUGUCACCUCAGCCAACACCGAAAACUGUAGUUAUGAGUCAAUGGGAGAAUCCAACAAUGAUCACUUCCAGCACUUUCCACCUCCCCCUCCAAUCUUGGAGACAAGUUCCUUGGAAUUGGCUUCAAAGAAACCAUCUGAGAUGCAGCAGGUGAACAACCCUGAGUUAGGCCUGAGCAGGGCAGCCCUUCAAAUGCAAUUCAAUUCUGCUGAGAGGGAAACGAACGGAGUCCAUCCCAGCCAUGGAGUAAAUGGCCUGAUUAACGGCAAAGCUAACAGUAAUAAAUCUCUUCCAACACCAGCUGUCCUGCUUUCACCCACUAAGGAGCCACCACCUCUGCUUGCCAAACCAAAACUAGGAUUUCCAAAGAAGUCCAGUAGAACUGCUAGAAUAGCCUCCGAUGAGGAAAUUCAAGGCACAAAGGAUGCUGUUAUUCAAGAUCUGGAACGAAAACUUCGCUUCAAGGAGGACCUCCUGAACAACGGCCAGCCGAGGUUAACAUACGAAGAAAGAAUGGCUCGCCGACUACUGGGUGCUGACAGUGCAACUGUCUUUAAUAUUCAGGAGCCAGAAGAGGAAACAGCUAAUCAGGACAUUGGUUCUCCUCAUGCUUCUGUAGGGAGUCCUCUGGAUGGUCAAAAGGAAUACAAAGUCUCCAGCUGUGAACAGAGACUCAUCAGUGAAAUAGAGUAUAGGCUAGAAAGGUCUCCUGUGGAUGAAUCAGGUGAUGAAGUUCAGUAUGGAGAUGUGUCUGUGGAAAAUGGAAUGGCACCAUUCUUUGAGAUGAAGCUGAAACAUUACAAGAUCUUUGAGGGAAUGCCAGUAACUUUCACAUGUAGAGUGGCUGGAAAUCCAAAGCCAAAGAUCUACUGGUUUAAAGAUGGGAAGCAGAUCUCUCCAAAGAGUGAUCACUACACCAUUCAAAGAGAUCUCGAUGGGACCUGUUCCCUCUAUACCACAGCCUCCACCCUAGAUGACGAUGGGAAUUAUACAAUUAUGGCUGCAAACCCUCAGGGCCGCAUCAGUUGUACCGGACGGCUAAUGGUACAGGCUGUCAACCAAAGAGGUCGAAGUCCCCGGUCUCCCUCAGGCCAUCCUCAUGUCAGAAGGCCUCGUUCUAGAUCAAGGGAAAGUGGAGAUGAAAAUGAACCAAUUCAGGAGCGAUUCUUCAGGCCUCACUUCUUGCAGGCUCCUGGAGAUCUGACUGUUCAAGAAGGAAAGCUCUGCAGAAUGGACUGCAAAGUCAGUGGGUUACCAACCCCAGAUCUAAGCUGGCAACUGGAUGGCAAGCCCAUACGCCCUGACAGUGCUCACAAGAUGCUGGUGCGUGAGAACGGGGUGCACUCUCUGAUCAUAGAGCCAGUCACGUCACGUGAUGCCGGCAUCUACACAUGUAUAGCCACCAACCGAGCAGGACAGAACUCAUUCAGCCUGGAGCUUGUGGUUGCUGCUAAAGAAGCACACAAACCCCCUGUGUUUAUUGAGAAGCUCCAAAACACAGGAGUUGCUGAUGGGUACCCAGUACGGCUGGAAUGUCGUGUAUUGGGAGUGCCACCACCUCAGAUAUUUUGGAAGAAAGAAAAUGAAUCACUCACUCACAGCACUGACCGAGUGAGCAUGCACCAGGACAACCAUGGCUACAUCUGCCUGCUCAUUCAGGGAGCCACAAAAGAAGAUGCUGGGUGGUAUACUGUGUCAGCCAAGAAUGAAGCAGGGAUUGUGUCCUGUACUGCCAGGCUGGAUGUUUACAUUUCUCAACAUUAAUAGCGAACCACACCAGGAAAACAAAUACCCAACCCAGUGGCAUCAGCAGUCACAGAGCACCAAGCCAAAAAAAGUGCGGCCCUCAGCCAGUCGCUAUGCAGCACUUUCGGACCAGGGACUAGACAUCAAAGCAGCGUUCCAACCUGAAGCCAACCCAUCUCACCUGACACUGAAUACUGCCUUGGUAGAAAGUGAGGACCUGUAAUCCGGCAUUCUUGUUAAAGCUGAAACACUGAAACAGCCAUUGCCUUGACCAACAUAUUCGUUUGUCACAUUAUGUAAAAGGCAGAAACAUACCUUUGACUAUAAGAAAUAAAAAAAAAAAAAAAAAAAACACCAAAAUAAUAUUUUUCUUACUUGAUAUACCAAACUUAGAGUUCAAGUAGAUAAUGCUAAUAUAAAUAUACACAUUGCACAGAAAAUUCACAUUUACUGUCCAAUUUAAAACUCUGGAAUUGCUUUGAUUAAAGUGAUCUAAAAUGCCAAAAUACUAAAGGAAAUCAAUUAUUCACAGGCAACUACAAUUUGUAUUAUCUACAAGUGCCUUUAAACACAAGAUAUAGGUGCUGUGUAGCCUGAUAGUGUGAAAUGUUUAAUGAGGCAGUUGUACCACAAACAAUACUACAAUGAUUCUGAAGCACAGUGUAUUCAGACAGAUAAGUGAACCAAGUGCAAUAUGUAAGGAUGAAAAAAGAAGAAAUGACAAAGAAAUCCAAGUAAAUGCCUUGUCUUUGCAAAUGUUUUUAUAUUAAAUCAUAAGGAAGGAACUACUUGCCUUAAAUUUUAUUAAUAAUAUCAAAAGAGUUUUCUAACAAGGUUAAUACCUUAGUUCUUAACUUUUUUUUUUUUCUUUCUUUAUGUGUUGUGUUUUCAUGCUACCUUGGUAGGAAACUUAUUUACAAACCAUAUUAAAAGGCUAAUUUAAAUAUAAAUAAUAUAAAGUGCUCUGAAUAAAGCAGAAAUAUAUUACAGUUCAUUCCACAAAAAGCAUCCAAACGACCCAAAUGACCAAGGCAUAUAUAGUAUUUGGAGGAAUCGGAGGUUUGGAAGGAGUAGGGAGGAGAAUGAAGGAAAAUGCAACCAGCACAAUUAUAGUGUGUUCAUUUAGAUAAAAGUUAAAGGCGCAGGAGAGGUAGCAAAGGCCAGGCUUUUCUUUGGUUUUCUUCAAACAUAAGUGAAAAAAGCACUGCCAUUCACAAGUCAAGGAACCUAGGGCCAGCUGGAAGUGUGGAGCACAUAUGCGGUGGAGAUUGCAGUGUGUCUGAAGUUUGUGUAGUAGUGGAGGAUUUUAGGUAUGUAGAGCAAGUUGAAAAUGGAUUGAGACUGCAUGGUGGCAUAAAUGAGAAAUUGCCUGUAGGAUCUAGUCUACUUGAAGGAAGUGGAGACAUAAGGAGAAACAAAAACAGGUUUGUGCCAUAAAGUAUUUUUUCAAAGGCACCAAGAUGUGGUGAAUGAAAAUUACUAGUUCACUUCCCUGCUGCCAUGAAACUGCCUUAAGAAGGUGCUGGAUUCCAAGGUUUAUAAAGGCAUCUCGGUAAAGACUGCUUUUUGAAUGCAUAUGAUUUUGCAUCAGCUAGACUGAGUUGAUUCAGCUAGACUGAGUUGAUUCUGACCAGACUUGAUGGUUUUAAGUCGGAACCAAUAAAUUUUAAAGGAGAAAAAAUAAUUUGACCUAGUAGUAUAAAAUAUGAGGCUUUAAUGGUACUUUGCUAUGAAAAGAAAACACUGUAUUCCUUAUGCAAAACACAUGUAUCUUUCAUUAUUUAUAAUAAGUGGCCUCUCUUAGCUCAGUUACUCAAUUCAUACGUAGUAUUUUUUAAAGUAAUUUUAUAUCUGUGUACCACCACAUAUAUUUCAUAUUACUGUUUCACAUGUACAGCUUUCUACUUCUUUGUAAGAACACCAACCAACCAAGGUUUAAGUGAUUAAUAGGCUUGAGCACCGGGUGGCAGAUGUUCUAUGCAGUGUGGUUCAAGUUUCUUUAACCACACUUCAAUGCAUUGCUAAUACGGAAUUUAAGAUACCAUACACAGUCUCUCAUGGACCUAUCUCUGUUGUAGAAUUAUGACUUAUGUCUUACUUGCCAAAUUGUUCUGAAUGUGACUUUUUUUGCUGAUUUGCUGGGUUUGGGAUUAACUAGCAUUAUUUUGCCACCUUUAUAUUGUAUUUAUAAAAAAAAAAAGUACUAUCAUACUACUUUGGAUUGUUGUGCUGGUGUAAUGUGGAUUUAACAUCAAUAAAUAUUUGACAAAUAAUA